AUGGAUAUGGAUGAUGAAGAUUAUGGUCUGGUAAGUUUUUUUGAUGGUUAUUCGCCUUUUUUCUUGAUGGUUUAGAUAACACAGAGCAUGAGGAUGCUUGUUAGUCGUUUUGUUUGUCAUAAAAUCAGUUGAAUCGCUAGUAUUUCUCUAAAAAAAUAGUAAAAUUAAUAGCUUUCUCCCAAUUUUCGUCCACGGUUUUUUUGCAACCUAAUUUGCCCAACAAAUUAUUCAUGGACGAAAAUUUCAGGAGUAUUCCGACGAUUCCGGAUCCGAGCCUGAUGUAGCUUUGGAAAAUCAGUAUUAUGCGGCGAAGAGUCUGAAAUCGGAUGGAGAUUAUGAAACAGCCCUUGAUACCUUCCGUGAGGUCGUUGAACUUGAGAGUGACAAGGGAGAGAAAGGCGAUUGGGGAUUCAAGGCGUUGAAGCAGAUGAUCAAGUUGACUUUUAAGAUGGUAGGUGGUUUAAAAUUGUUGUUUCUUGUUGUUUAGGUAAAAUGUGAUGUCUGGAAGGCUUGAAAGACUUUUUUACGAAGGUUUAAAUGGCUUUUUUGGCCAUCAACCUCUACUGCAAUAUAAUUUUUAUCUUCGAAUUGUUUCAGGAGCGCUAUGAUGCUAUGUUAAAGCACUAUACCAAGUUGUUGACCUAUAUUAAGUCUGCUGUUACCAAGAAUUAUGCCGAAAAGAGUAUCAAUUCCAUCUUGGAUUAUGUUUCGACUUCCAAGAAAACAGAACUUCUCCAAAAUUUCUACCAGAUCACUCUAGACGCUUUAAAAGUGAGUUUUAAUUUGUUUGAAGUGUUUUUUGAUUUUAGGCUGCUGAAAUGAAAAAAAAAAAUAAAAUUUUUUGUCAUGUGUAAUAUAAUUUUUUUUGUUUAGGACGCCAAAAACGAUCGUUUAUGGUUCAAGACCAAUAUAAAGCUGGGAAAAUUAUAUUUCGACCAAAAAGAAUACGAAAAAUUGGAGAGAGUUCUGAAGCAGCUCCGCCAAUCCUGCAAGAAUGAGCAAGGAGAGGAGGAUCAGAAGAAAGGAACCCAAUUGCUCGAAAUUUACGCGCUGGAAAUUCAAAUGUACACCGAACAGAAAAAUAAUAAGGAACUGAAUCGUCUAUACGAGCAAGCUGUGCAUGUGAAAUCCGCAAUUCCACAUCCACUCAUCAUGGGUAAGAUAAAAGUGGUUUUGCUAUUUGAAAGUGAGCUAUAAAAUGGGUGAAAUUGAUGUUGAGAGAAUGAUUGAGACUUAGAGGAAAUAUGGUUUUUAUUUGGGGAUGGAAUAUUAUAGUUGAACAUGUUUUUGGACAAAAAAUUUAUAUUGUACUAGAUACUGAUGUAAAAUUGGAUUUUUUUUUGAUUUUUGUGUUUGAUUUGGCUGAAUUUUGAAAUAUAAAAAAGUGUGAGGCUAUAAUAUAUCCAUUGGUUAUAUUUUUUUUCAUCUUCAAUAGCAUUUUUUAUCAAAUUUUAUAUUGUAGUAGGUGUUGAUGGAAAAGUCGAAAAAUUUUCUUUGUUUUUGCAAAAAUUUAGUGCGGAUUGAAAUCAAAAAUGGAAUAUGAGACCAAAAGAAAUAAAAUGGUGUCGUUUUCUGGUCCAAACUGGAAUUUUACAUUAGUUUUUUCGGUCAAAAACUUAUAUUGUAGUAGAUGAUGAUCAAAAAUCUGAUCAUUUUCCCAAUUUUUGGUUCGAGAUUUGUUUUUAUUGAUAUCUCUAGGCUUCAUAAGGUGUACUAAGACUAUCUCAAGAAAUUUUGUUGAGGUGUAAGAACAUUUUUACGAUGAUUUAUAUUGUACUAGGCAUCAAUUGAAAUUUGAUAAAUUUUAACCUCAUAACGCAUAUUUUCACGGUCAAAAUGGCUGAUAAAACAACCUCAUGUCUCGUUAAUUUCAGGGACGGUUCGAGAAUGCGGCGGGAAAAUGCAUCUGCGGAACGGCGAGUACUCGAAAGCGAACACCGACUUUUUCGAGGCCUUCAAAAAUUACGACGAAUCCGGGUCGCCCCGACGAAUUGUCUGCCUGAAAUACGUCGUCUUGGCCAAUAUGCUGAUGAAGUCGGAUAUCAACCCAUUCGAUUCGCAGGAAACGAAGUCGUUCAAAAAUGAGCCGGAGAUUGUUGUGAUGACCCAAUUGGUCAGCGCCUAUCAGGACAAUAACAUUGAACUGUUCGAAAAGAUCAUCGAAGACAACAGACAGAGCGUGAUGAGCGAUCCAUUCAUCAGAGAGCAUAUUGAGGAGUUGUUGAGCAAUGUGAGAAGUCAGGUAAGGGAUCUGGGAAUUUGAAUUUUGAAUUUCCCGCCAAAAAUAUUUUUAGGAUUUAGAGGGAAUGAUGGGCUAGAACAUGGUGAUAGGAGUCCAUGUGAGUGUUACUAGACAUUUGAAAGAUAUUUUUUGGAUUUUGUGUUAGUGUAAAGAGAUUUGGAAAUUUGAAUUUUGAUUUUUGAUUUUCCCGCCAAAAAUAUUUUUUUGGGAUUUGGAGGGAAUGAUGGGCUAGAAUAUGGUGAUAAGAGUCCAUGUGAGUGUUUCUAGACAUUUGAAAGAUGUUUUUUAGGUUUUAGGGCAGUAAGGGAGAUUUUGGAAAUUUAAAUUUUGAUUUUCCCGCCAAAAAUAUAUUUGGGGAUUUAGAGAUGGGCUAGAAUAUGGUGAUAAAAGUGCAUGUGAAUGUUACUAGAAAUUAGAAAGACGCUUUUUGAUGUUUUAUGGAAGUAAGGGAGAUUUGGAAAUUUUGAAUUUCCCGCCAAAAAUAUUUUUAGGGAUUUAGAGGGUGAAUGGGGUAAAAUACGGGGUAUGGACGAUAUGAAUGUUAUUAGAGACACUCUAAAGAUAUUUCGUGGGGUUUUAGGGAAGUAAGAGAGAUUUAUAAAAUUUGAAUUUUGGGUUUCCCGCCAAAAAUAUUUUUGGGGAUUUAGAGGGUGAAUGGAGUAAAAUGUGGUGAUAAAAGUCCAUGGAGUGUUAAUAGAAAUUUGGAAGACGUUUUUUGAUGUUUUAGGGAAGUAAGGGAGAUCUGGAAAAUUUGAAUUUUUAUUUUCCCGCCAAAUUUUUUUUUGGGGAUUUAGAGAUGAAUGGGGUAAAAUAUGCUGGGGGUAGUUCAUAUGAGUGUUACUAGACAUUUGAAAGAUGUUUUUUUGGAUUUUGUGUUAGUGUAAAGAGAUCUGGAAAAUUUGAAUUUUUAUUUUCACGCCAAAAUUUUUUGGGGAUUUAGGGGGAAUGAUGGGGUAAAAUACGUUGUUUGUAGUUCGAGUCGAGUGUUUAUACUAUGUGAAUGUUAUUACACACUUUAAAAGUUUUUCCCGCUAAAAUCGGAAUCUCACAAACUCUUCGAAAAUAUUUGUCUUUCUAUAAAAUCCGAUUUUUAGGUCCUCCUGAGUCUGGUUCGACCCUACAAAACAGUAAGACUAGCCUACCUCUCGGAUCAGCUUCGUAUUCCGCAAGAUGAAAUUAUCCGUCUGCUGGUGGAGUUGAUCCAAGAAAAGAAGAUCAAUUUGAAGAUUGAUUACGUCCGCGGAGUCCUCUGCACCAUCCCCGACGAAUUUCAAGGCAUCUCUCGCGAACGCCACGAAGCCUUCUUGGGCAUGCACCGACAAUUAGAAACCCUGAGGAAAAGCAUCGUCGAUAAAGUACAGUAA
This is a messenger RNA of Bursaphelenchus xylophilus (pine wood nematode), 3606 nucleotides long. The record is from the annotation of a GenBank genome assembly. Lineage: Eukaryota; Metazoa; Nematoda; Chromadorea; Rhabditida; Aphelenchoididae.